UUAAUAUUUUGGGGGUAUUUUGGAGGCAUGAUACUUCUUUAGGAUCACGAUGACGGGUAGCAUGAGGACUUCCAAUCGGUGGACGACCAUGAGUAAAUCAAUAUGGAGAGUUAUCAUCGUUCACGCCAUCGUCUUGUGGAAUGUUGGGAGAUCACAGCAUUUAUCGGAGGUCCGCCUUUCGAACGGUACCAGUCAGUAUUCGGGCAUCGUGGAGAUCCUUGACGGGGCAAGGUCGACGUGGUUGACGGUGUGCCACACCCCAUCUUGGAGUAUCAUUGACGUACAGGUGAUCUGUAGACAGCUUGGUCAGGUGGGAGCCAGUCGGGCGUUCACGGUGGAGAUGGUCAACCCAGACAGACCGGUCGCCUACUAUGAUCAACAGUUCAGCUGUACAGGAACCGAGACGGAAGUCAACGAUUGCCCCCGGAUCCCCAUUGAUACCAGUACCCUCGAGGCGUGUCAACCGGCCUGGGCUAGUUGCUAUGAUGAGCAUUACCUCGGUUGUUACGGCGACAACCGAUACGACCGUGUUCUGACCGCGGCAACCUACCCGAUGACCGGCUUGAUGUCACCGCAGAUCUGCAUGAACUACUGCAUGGAGCUUGGCCAUUUGUACGCUGGGGUCGAGUACGCGAGUGAAUGUUACUGCGGUAGUGCGGACGCGGACUACGCGCGGCAGCAACGUUACGCGGAUAAACACUGUCAGGUGACCUGCGUCGGGAACCCGACGGAGAGCUGCGGCGGUGUGCAGAAGAUUGCAGUCUUUCGCACUAUCUUGCAACCAACAUCAGCCCCGACAACAACAGUUGCGACCACCAUAGCCACAUCGUCACCCAUCACAACCUCUGUUGCAACACCGGAAGCAACGAAAGCCGCUUCCACAAGAGGUCCUCGGACAUUCAAGAUAUCUACGACAGAGAGGGGGGCGCCACCUACGAUGACCAUUGGCCAGGACCAGCCCUCAACGACCAUGGUUGUUAUACAGCUUACAGGACAAAAAAUUUCAACAUCAACUAUUGCCGGGCUGGCAGCAGGGGGCGGUCUUCUCUUUCUAGUGUGCUCAGCCGUGCUUCUCUUCGUUUCGUUACUCUACAGACGUCGACGUAAAAAGGCAUCAAUCAUGGAGGACCCAUCUCCUUACGCAUUGUCCUCCUCGGUGGAGAUCGUCAUGGACACAACCUACCUAGAUCCUAUGAACUCUAUCGGUGACUCAGCCGUCUACAGCGGACUCUCUCAUGUCUCUGAGAGUGAAUUUGAAAGCACCUUCGGCGGAGGAGGAGGCGGAGGCGGAGAACGAAGUGAUUUCUCCACCUAUUUGGGACUGACUUUCAAGGAGAUGCAACGACGAAACGAGGACGAGUACGCGUCUCUCAACGCAGGCCUCAAGAAAGAAGGUAGCUUCGCUACGAUCGCUACGACCAAGAGCGGCGACAUCGGGGACGCAAGCGAGGAGGCAACGUACAGCGAUGCGUCAGGGUUUGAAACAAGCAAUGAGUCGGGUGGAAAUGCAGUACCUAUGGCAAGUCGGGUUGUAGGACAGCCUGUCGAAGGUGUCCUAGGACAAGAACUGUACGAUGAGCCACACAAGUCUGGAAUAUACAUCUCAGGGACAGGUCUUUGCCCUUUUAAACACGGAUUCGAGUUUGAUGCUGGAGUGUAUUCCCCAGUUCAUCAGGCAUCGUAUUGCGAGAUCGGGGGUGGAGCAACUGAAAUUCAAGAUAAAAAGCUUGAGCAAUCCUCCACUUUGGCUGAAACAAGGGAGAAACGUGGUAAGAUAAGAUCACCAGUUUCUCGGGAAUACGCAAGCGUGUUCCCGCACCUAUCGCAGAUGGAAUUUCACGAGAAUCAACUUGACAUCGGGACAGACGAAUGUCAAAAUGGCGGCCGUUUAGAAAGUGGAGACUAUGCCACGGUAUCAGAUCUAGACUUCAAGAGUAGAACGUCGUGUCUCCCGAGCGAUAUACCAGGAGAUAAACAAAACCAGUUUAGAACUUUGCCAGCCAUUGCCAGAAUUAGCCAAGAACCGCAACUUCGGGCCGGUAACUCGCGGAAUGGUGAUUACGAUAGUGUUUAUUUCGAAGGACGAACGCAAUCCAAAACACUUCCAGAUUCCAGGAGAAGGCCAAGGAUUGAGAGUGUCCCCUUUCCAUCUGUUCUUUAUGCAGACUACGCCACCAUUGGGAACGAAAGUGAUAUGCAAUUCAAGUAUGAUUUCGCAAAUGAUGACACCUUUGAGACAGAAGAUGUUGUCAACAACAUGGACCAUUCAUACUCCUAUGUAGAUCACAAGAAACUCCUGAUAGCAAAGAGCAAGAAAUGCUCCGCCAAAGACCUUUCACUUUCUUCUGAAGGGAGCGCGAGCAGCCCAAGUUACGUAAACGUAAAUGGAACAGAAAAGAGCUCGAAGACCACUCCAAGGAUAUCCGUGUCUUCCAUUUUGUCCCAGAUGUCUCCUCGAGGACAACUGCGCAAGUAUUCAUCCCUUGAUGAAGAGUAUAACGACAAGAAAGCACUCGAUACAAUCAAACCUGUAGAUAUUAAAAAUAGGAAACCCUCAUCGACAAUGCCGAGGGGUUUACGACCGUCGGAAGUAGAAUAUGCUGUAGUGGAUAAGGCAUCAAGGAACUCUGAGCCAGCUCUAGUCGCUCAAAAACUAUCGAGUUCAGACGACUAUGACAUCCUUCAACAUUCAACUCUGGACUGAAUAGAAGAACAGCGCGCCCUCGAAAUGGAGGAUAUUCCAUAAGCAAGCCCUAUUACAGAGAAGAAACAUGUUAAUAGAGUGACUAUUUGAAAACACUCUGGUGACUAUAUCAAAAUACUGUGCCUACAUUAUGUCACACUGUGUUUUCACGCUAGUUAUAACACGCUGACACAUUCACGUCUAUUUUUUAUGCCUUCAGAAUGUUUGAACUGUAACUCAUUGUAUCGCACUGUUACACUCUGUUAGACAACCUGUGUAACAAUCAGAGACACAUUGUGUGACACUCAACCUGUGACUGACACUCAGAGACACGCUGUGUGACACUCAACCUGGCAUUGACACUCAGAAACAUACUGUGUGACACUCAGAGACACACCGUGUGACACUCAAUCUGUCACUGACACUCAGAGACACACUGUGUGACAUUCAACUUGUCAUUGGCACUCAGAGACACAAUGUGUGACACUCAACUUGUCAUUGGCACUCAGAGACACACUGUGUGACACUCAACCUGUCAUUGGCACUCAGAGACACACUGUGUGUCACUGACACUCAGAGACACACUGUGUGACACUCAACCUGUCAUUGGCACUCAGAGACAUACUGUGUGACACUCAACCUGUCAUUGGCACUUAGAGACACACUGUGUGACACUCAACCUGUCAUUGGCACUCAGAGACACACUGUGUGACACUCAACCUGUCAUUGGCACUCAGAGACACACUGUGUGACACUCAACCUGUCAUUGGCACUCAGAGACACACUGUGUGACACUCAACCUGUCAUUGGCACUCAGAGACACACUGUGUGACACUCAACCUGUCAUUGGCACUCAGAGACACACUGCGUGACACUCAACCCGUUAUUGACACUCAGAGACAUACUGUGUGACACUCAACCUG
Molecule: messenger RNA, 3606 nt
Organism: Strongylocentrotus purpuratus (purple sea urchin)
Lineage: Eukaryota; Metazoa; Echinodermata; Echinoidea; Camarodonta; Strongylocentrotidae
Exons: 7
Coding region: 50-2704 (884 amino acids)
Cellular component (GO): plasma membrane
Source: RefSeq, a predicted model, not a curated record